ACAUGACGCGCAGUAUUUGCAAGGUGUUUUGUACUUACAAAUGAAUUCUGGGUGCCACUCACUUUUGCAACCGCGCACAAUACAUAUAAUGACCAUUUUUCUAGUUCUGCCUCUGCAUUAUUCCAAAAUUCAAAAACAAACUUGCGAAAUGAACAUAAACAUCCGCCAUGUACAGUAAAAAUUAUUUGACAAAUAGAUUUUGGGUUGUUAUAUAACGGCUUUUAAGAAUAAAUUUGAAACAGGGGAAAUAUGUAGGAAGCUAGGCAAAUAGUUCAUAGUAAAUCUUUAUUAAGUGUUUAAAAGAAAAAGCAAAAACUUGCGUGAAAAUCGUUUUAUCAAGUUUUGUUAUCAUUUUUUACUUAUAAUUCUUGCCAUACUGACAAUUAAACUUAUACUGAAAUUCAUGAUGGCUGUCAAUGGGGUAAUAUCAGUCAUCACGCUGGCUAUCCUGUAGGGAAAACAGGGGUUACUCAAGGUCAUUUGAUUAUUGCUAAUAUUGAUAUUAGGAGUGUGGGUUCCAGUUGGUCUAUACUUCCGUGAAUAACAAGUUGUGUCUAGUCAAUGGGUGCCAGUCAACUAGUGUCAACGCACCUUUUCAGUAAAAUUUUUCUUCCAAAGUUUCAGUUAAUUAGAAGAUGUGACAAUAAAGUGAUAUUUAUUUAAUACGUGCACUAUGUUGAUCGUAGUCGUCGACCAUCAACCUAAUUAACUUACACGUAAUUAUUUUGUUCUCAGACAUACAAAUCUGGAAUCACCAGUUUUAAAUCAGCCUUCAGAUAGUUCGAGAGAUGAACUUCAAAACACAAAAUCGAACUGGGCAGACCUAUCUCAUGACAUUGACGUAAACUACCUACCUAACGCUCCUCGGAUCACCAAUAAAGAGAGAGGCGACAUAGAUAAUUUGUUUCGUGAUAAAAAUAUCUCUUUAAACAAAACUGAGCUAAACAACCAUCGAACUUCAGAAUCAUACGGCCCAGUUUCCCUUGAAGCUGAAAAUGCAUUCUACGGUGGUAAUGCAAGAGAAGAUAAUGAUUCUAACAGUAAAUAUAAACGUGAAAUAAUAAAUAGUGUUGUGAAAGAAACCAAGGGACAAGAUUUGGAGCAGUUUGAAGAAACCAACUUGGGAAGCGAUAAAGUGUUGGGUCCGUUCGAUGAUAAAAUCGAUGAAGGGGGAACGAGGAAUGAUGAUGAUCCAACUGUGCAAAGAAGUGAACGACAAGCUGGCCAGAAGCUGCAGGAGUUUAUCACGGUCAAGGCAGAUCCUGUACCAAUUGUAAUUGAAGGGUUAAGAAUAGAGGAUUUGGAGAAGGAACCGAAGAUAAUCGAGGAUGGAAUACCAAGUGUUCUGGCUGAUACAAAAGUAACUUUACGGAUUUUCGGCCAAGGUCUGACGCCGAGGACUGUGAUAGCCUUUACACACGACCAUAUUGAGUACGGACAACCUUGCAAGUUUUUGCUCAAAGGAGAGUACAUGGUACGUUUUAUUUAUAUGUACAGUUGUUUUUUUUUUUUUUUUUUGAUAAAAUUUUAAUAAAUAAAAACAAAAAUGUGUUUAACUUUAUCAUUAUUUAUACAAUAAAAUUACAGCCUAUAUAGGUUCCACUCCUGGCCAUAGGCCUCCUCUCACUUCCGAGAGGGUUUUAAGGCAUUUUAGGGAGUUUAAGGCAAGGAAAAAGUAGACACUACCGCGCUGCCCAACUUCGUGUUGGCGGACUUCACGUGUCUUCGAAAUAUAUAUUUUUUAUUUUUUCAGACAUGCCGGUUUCCUCACGAUGUUUUCCUUCACCGCCGAGCUCGUGGUAAAUUAGAACUUAAAAUUGCAAUUAACAAUUUCAUUGGUGUCGGCCGGGAUCGAACCCGGGUUGCUUGCGUACUUUGAAAUUUACAGCGAGCGCUAAGCCCCUAAUCUACCACGGCUCUUAACCUUUUGACCGCCAAAGUCGUCUAUAGUUGACAAAAAACCCAGCCCACAAAAUUAUGAAAUAUACAUAUUGGAAACCUUUAUAAAUAAUUUACCUAGUAAUAUUAAUCUAUCUUGUUUACAUAUUAACAUACGUUCACUAAUAAAAAACUUUUCUGCUCUUGAGGAAAGAAUUAUUUCAUGUACGAAAUUGAUAGAUGUAAUAAUUGUUACUGAAGCAAAUAUAUCAUCAUCACUCAGCUCUUUGUACCAGAUGGAUGGGUAUAAUAUGUACACAGAGUUGCGAAAUAAUCGUAAAGGAGGAGGUAUUAUUAUGUACAUUCAUAAAAAACAUAAAUUUAGAGUUCAUAAUAAAAAAACACGGUACUUUGAAUGCAUUUUAGGCCAAAUAACCACCCCAAAUAAAUAUUCCGCAACUCUGUUAGCAAUAUACCGCCCACCCUCAUUUAUUAAACACUUGUUUAUAAAUGAAUUACACUGCACACUUAAAACUGUAAAUAAGAAUCACGACUUAUUUAUGUUAGGUGAUGUAAACAUAGAUCUUAAAAUAAGUAGUCCUAUAAAACAUAAAUAUAAUACUGCAUUGUACAACUAUGGUCUAAUGUGCGGAAUCUCACAAUAUACAAGAAUUGAAAUCGCUAACUGCAAAUUAAGCAAGACUUGUAUCGAUCAUAUCUAUGCGAGAUCCCGCACACAAGGCGUGUAUACAGCGGCUCUCGGUACUCAACUGGCUGACCACCGUGCAAUAGUUUUAGCAUGCAUCGGAACUGGCAGAGUGCGUACACAGGAUGUUCAAACUUUUAAGGGAAAAUAUAAUAAUAAAGUACUUGUUUCGCAAUUACAGGAUAUCGACUGGCAAAAUACUAAACAUAUCUUUUGUCCUUUGAAAUUGUAUUCUUUGAUAUUAAAAAACAUUAAGACAUGUUAUAAUAAAUCGUUAAUACAAAUUAAAAUUAAAAAUGAUUACAGACGUAAUAACAAUAAUUGGAUGAAUAAAAAAAUACAUACGGCAUGCAACUAUAGAGACAAAUUAUUUAUAAAAUGGCUCAAAGAUAC
Parnassius mnemosyne (clouded apollo) is the source of this 2977-nucleotide messenger RNA. The record is from the annotation of a GenBank genome assembly. Lineage: Eukaryota; Metazoa; Arthropoda; Insecta; Lepidoptera; Papilionidae.